This is a messenger RNA of Cryptomeria japonica (Japanese cedar), 3405 nucleotides long. RefSeq names its product pentatricopeptide repeat-containing protein At3g09060. NCBI's taxonomy places the organism in Eukaryota, Viridiplantae, Streptophyta, Pinopsida, Cupressales, Cupressaceae. The transcript has 4 exons. The coding region runs from base 205 to 2283 and encodes 692 amino acids. Gene Ontology annotation, molecular function: protein binding. The record is from RefSeq and is a predicted model, not a curated record.
AAAAUGGAAGGAGCAUUUAAAAUUGAUCGUUGGUGGUCAAUCUAGGUACAUGCCUACAUAUUUUCAUGUCCAUUAAACCUCAUCCAAGCAUAAAAAUCAAGCAUAAACCCUUAAUUCCUAAAGCUUCACACACUCAGAAAUUCACAUAUCUGAGUCGACUUUCUGCGAGGAAGGCCAUGCAAGCUAGCUGAUUGAAUCCUAUCAAUGGCGGCAACAUCGUUGCCAAGAUUUAUAUCCCCAGACCAUGUUCUGAGGGUGCUGAAAGCAGAGAAAAACCCAAUGGCAGCUCUGGCCAUCUUCAACAACGCCACCCAACACACGAACUACAAAGCUAAUUACGCCAUCUAUCACAUGAUCAUAGACAAGCUCGGCAGCGCUCAAAAGCUCAACGAAAUGAGUGCAAUUCUCUUUCGAAUGCAGGCGGAGAAAUGCUUGUGCACGGAGGGCAUUUUUCUCGCUGUCUUCAAAGCCUUCGCGAAAGCCCGCAGAGCAGAACCCGCUGUCGAAAUCUUCAGAAACAUGGAGACCCACUUCAAUUGCACGCCAGGUAUUCGCUCUUACAACGCCCUCCUCAACGUGCUCAUUCAGUCCAACUCUCUCAAUUUAAUACCCCAGUUUUAUGCGUACUUGGAAACAGUUAAGAUAAACCCGAACUUGUUAACAUAUAAUCUUUUAAUCAAAGCACUCUGCAAACUAAAGCAAUUUGAAGAGGCACAAAGACUGUUGCUGUCUGAAAUGGAGGCCAAGGGUUGUAUGCCCAGUGCUGUGAGUUAUGGGACUCUCAUGAGUGAGCUCUGUAAGGAUGGGAAAGUUAACGAGGCUGUGGAAUUGUGGGAAUUGAUGGGGGAAAAUGGGUGUAGGGCUGAUGUUGUUUGCUAUAAUGUUUUGAUUGAUGGGUUUUCGAAGCGGGAUGAAUGUGAUGAGGCUUUGAGGAUAUGGGACAAGAUGCUUGAAGACCGGUGUGUGCCCAAUGUGGUGACUUAUAAUUCUUUGCUGAAUUGUCUUUAUAAGGAAGGUAGAUUUGAGCAGGCUAAAAAGAUUUGGCAGAGGAUGGAUCAGAAUGGGUGUAAGCCUGAUGUUUUUUCUUAUGGGACCAUGAUUUAUGGGCUUUGCAAGCAGGGUAAGGUUAGGGAAGCUGCAAAGAUUUGUUCUGGGAUGAUCCAGAGGGACUGUAAACCAGAUGUGGUGAUUUAUAAUACUUUGAUCAAUGGGUUUUGCAAGGAGGGUAUGGUGGAUGAGGCUGUCAGGGUCUGGAGGAAUAUGGUUGACAAUGAGUGUGGUGCAAGUGUCGUCACUUAUAAUGUAUUGAUCAGGGGACUGUGUAGUGGAGGGAAGGUAACAGAAGCAAUUGAGCUGUGGCAGGGUAUGGGUAAGAAAGGUGGUAAUAGCCCGGAUGUUAUUACUUAUGGGGUUUUGGUUGAGGGGCUGUGCAAAAAAGGAUAUGUUAAUGGAGCACUUGAAGUUUGGACUGAAAUGCAGAAGUUGGGGUGUGUUCCAAAUGUGGUUGCAUAUUGUUCUAUGAUAGAUGGGCUGUGUAAAAAAGAGAGGCUGGAAGAAGCUGCUGCAAUCUGGCAGCAGAUGGCUGAACACGGAUGUAAGCCAAACGCUCAAAUUUAUAACUCACUUAUAAAUGGUCUCUGUAAAGAAUCUAGAGUCAAGGAAGCGCUUUGUAUGUUUGGAAAAAUGAGGAAGGAAUGUGUUUCCACUGUGGCCACCUACAACACUCUUAUCAGUGGUCUCUGCAAAUUAGGAAAAGUUGGUGAGGCUGGUCGCCUGUUACAGAAGAUGCUGAAGGUAGGUUAUAGUCCAGACCGGAUUACAUUGAGCUCCUUAAUAGAUGGCCUUUGCAAAGCAGGAAGAAUUAAUGACUCAUUGAAUAUCUGGAACGAACUUAAACAAAGGCCACAGGAUCCAGAUAUAAUGCUUUAUAAUAUAAUUAUGCAUGCUCUUUGCAAUGUGGGCAAGGUACAAGAUGCCCUCAAGAUUUUGUCUGAUAUGAAAACUAGAAAUUGCUGUCCAACUAUUGUCACCUACAAUACGCUCUUAGAUGGUCUUUAUAAGAUGGGAGAGAUAGAGAAGGCUUAUGAUAUUUGGAAUGAGAUGGUUGAGAAAGGUUGUGGACCAAAUAUUGUCUCAUAUAAUACUUUGUUAAACAGUCUUUGCAAAAUUCAUAAACUUCAGGAAGCCACAGAGAUAUUAGAGGAGGUUCUCAGGAAGGGAUUCCUUCCAGAUAAUAUUACAUGGAACAUACUUGUUAGAGCAAUUUUCAAGCAAAAGAUUUGAAAAUAAUUAUGUUGAAUUCGUUGAAUGAAUGCCAUGCAUUAGUACUUUGAUGCCUGGUUUACUUGACUACCUAGCAUCCAAUGGAGGAAAUGCUUUCAAGUUGGGCGCACUGAAAGGAUGGCUUCCUCUAGAAACUCAACUGUUACUCUGAAGAGUACAGAGCUUUGUUUACCAAAUCGAAUACUUAUUUCUAUCUGAGGCAUGGUCAGCUAGUUUCAUAGAGAUCAAAUUGGCUGGUUUCCGUUCAUUAAAACUUGUGAAUAUGUUUACAAGAAAGUCAAAAUGCAACAUCGUUGACUCUUUUGGUGACUGAAACCAAGAGAACCCAUUGGGAUCAUCUGUACGAGCAACUAUCAGUGUGAUAAAUGACUGCAUGAAGGCCAAGAUUCAACAGCGCUUACACAAAAUUCUAAUUGUCAGCGAGACUCUUUGGAAACUGAUUUAUUUUUCAAGAUAAAUUCUCCCCAGUAAUCUUUUGGUUCAUUUUCUUGGAGAAUGACAAUCAGGUUGGUUUCUCAGAACUUGCAGUCAUGGAUUUUUCUCAAGGUCGAUUACAUUUCCAGAUAAGGUACUAAAAGUUCCAAGGAAUAGUUAAAGGCAUUUGCUUAAUCUCUAUGAUGCUGUUAUGAUUGUGCCCCUCUGUAUUUUUAAGCACAGCUGUGCUUCUGAUGUUUAUUGUUUUCUUGAGUAGUUAAAGGCUCAAGCAAUGGACACUAUUCCAUCUGUAUCACUUUGAACUCUCUGAAUAAAUGCAAACAUUAGAACCAAGGAAUAACAAAGGCAUAUGCUCAAUCACUGUGAUGCUGUCUAUGGUUGUGCCCAAUGCAUGCACUUCCAAUCGUUAUUGUUUUCUUGAGUAGUUCAAGCGAAGGAACACCAUUCCAUCUGUACCACUGUGAAUUAUCUGUAAAUACAAACAUUCACACAAUUAUUCUUUGCAUUGUGUGCAUAACUGCAUAUGCUAUAGAUGCCAACAUGGUAUUAGUAGUUAGGAGUUUGGAGAUUCAUUGUCUGGAAGCAGCAAUUGAGUGCAUCUGUUAUCUUCUAUGAAUUAUAGGACUCUCUCAAUAAUCAUGUUUAUUGUUGUGCAGACUUUCUGGUAAAUCAGCUUCUAUUAUUAAA